Molecule: messenger RNA, 975 nt
Organism: Dreissena polymorpha
Lineage: Eukaryota; Metazoa; Mollusca; Bivalvia; Myida; Dreissenidae
Product: microfibril-associated glycoprotein 4-like
Exons: 7
Coding region: 1-975 (324 amino acids)
Source: RefSeq, a predicted model, not a curated record
AUGGUACAGUAUAAAGUGUGCCCUCCGUUCGAGAACAAAAAGAACGGGAAAGUGGUUGGAGAAUCUCUACUUGAAGGUGCCACUAAGAAUUUGACCUGCCACCCCGGAUACAGUCAUCGAGACAGAAAUAACGUUGUGAGCCAAUUGUGCCCUACUUUUGAGAACAUCAACAACGGGAAAAUUGAAGGAGACACUCUGUUCGAAGGUGCAACUAGAAAUUUGACUUGCAAUCCCGGAUACAGUCCUCGAGACAUCAGUGUCGUAGUCAGCCGAUGUCAAAAUGGUCGAUGGACGAACAUAACGGAAUGUGUUCAAGUAAAAGACUGCAUCGAGCUACUAAACAGAGAUUCCACAAAGCUAAGCGGUGUGUACACCAUCAUCACCCCUGUCACUCACACCAAGGUACAGGUGCUCUGCGACAUGGAAAUGGAUGGGGGAGGCUGGACGGUCUUUCAAAAGCGGUUCAAUGGCAGUGAAGAUUUGUAUCGGAACUUUAGUUACUAUGAAAAGGGCUUCGGAACUGUUUACGCAGAACACUGGCUGGGUCUUAAAUACAUUUACGAGAUGACAUCGCAUGGUUCCUACCAACUCCGUGUGGACAUUGUACGUUCGAACGGAAGCAGUGGAUACGAUGUGUACGGGGGCUUUAGUCUUCAGCCCGGGACGAACUACACACUAUACGUUGGGUCGCGUAUAAGGUCCGGUGGUCUUCUCAACACAACCCUCUCAUUUAGUGAUGGAGGCUCUUCAGGGAAACCGGUCGGAAAUGCCUUCAGUACGUAUGAUCAUGACGUUGACCGUUGGUCGGACAACUGUGCAGUAAAGGAUCAAGGGAGCUGGUGGUACAAUCGCUGCAAUGACUACAUCAAUCUGAAUGGACUUUACCGACCAGGACAAAAAGAUCAACAGGGCAUGACUUAUGACUCUAACUACGGUAUUGCUGCCAGCACCAUGAUGUUUAAAAGCGUGUCAUAA